This is a messenger RNA of Homarus americanus (American lobster), 705 nucleotides long. RefSeq lists its product as uncharacterized. Lineage: Eukaryota; Metazoa; Arthropoda; Malacostraca; Decapoda; Nephropidae. The record is from RefSeq and is a predicted model, not a curated record. The transcript has a single exon. Bases 1 to 705 code for a protein of 234 amino acids.
AUGGUACCACACGACCUGUGUACCAUACAACCUGUGUACCACUUACCGGCAUACCAUACGCGUGAGUACCAUACGACCUGUGUACCAUACAACCUGUGUACCUACGACCAUGCGCUGCCAUACGACGUGAGUACUACGACCUGUGUACAUGCCGCCACGACCUGUGUACCAUACGACCUGUGUACCAUCGACCUGUAUUACAUAGAACCGUGUGCCAUACGACCUGGUAAUGCUUGCAUACGACCUGCCGACGCCGUGAUGCCAUACGACCUGUAUACCUACGACCUGUGUACCAUACAACCACCAUGUACCCCCAUUACGCCUUGUGCUACCACGACCACCAAUAUUGCCGCCACAACCUGUGUACCAUACGACCUGUGUACCAUACGUGAGCCACACGCCGACCACCAUAUUGCGCCACCUGACCUGUGUACCGCCCACGACCUGUGUACCAUACGACCUGUGUACCGCCCGACCUGCUGUACCAUACGACCUGUGUACCAUACGACCUGUGUACCAUACGACCUGUGUACCACGCCACGACCUGUACCUACGACCUGUGUACCCAUACCAUGCCCACGACUUACGCACCGCCGACCUACCAUGUACCACCCGACCUGUACCAUACAACCUGUGUACCAUACAACCUGUGCUGCCAUACAACCUGUGUACCAUACGACCUUAGUGACGCCGCGUUGCCAUUGA